Molecule: messenger RNA, 303 nt
Organism: Staurois parvus
Lineage: Eukaryota; Metazoa; Chordata; Amphibia; Anura; Ranidae
Source: the annotation of a GenBank genome assembly
AUGAUCAGAGACUGCAGACAUGAUACAGGAGAUGGUCAGAGACUGCAGACAUACUACAGGAGAUGGUCAGAGACUGCAUACAUGGUACAGGAAAUGGUCAGAGACUGCAGACAUACUACAGGAUAUGGUGAGAGACUGCAGACAUGGUACAGGGGAUGGUCAGAGACUGCAGACAUGAUACAAGAGAAGGUCAGAGACUUCGGACAUACUACAGGAGAUAGUCAGAGACUGCAUACAUGGUACAGGAAAUGGUCAGAGACUGCAAACAUACUACAGGAUAUGGUCGGAGACUGCAGACAUGGU